ACUGCAUUAAACAUGUCUGCUAACGAAUUUUACUCUUCUGGAGAUCAAGGAUCCUAUCAACCAAACAAGGCUAACCAAAGUAACGAUGAUGGCCAGCAAGGUGACAGAGGAUUAGGAGCUACUCUUCUCGGUGGAGCUGCUGGUGGUUUCGGUGGUAGCAAAUUAGGAGGAAGUGAACAUGGGAAAUUAGGUGCUGUAAUUGGCGCCAUUGGCGGUGCUAUUGCCGCAAAUAAGGCUGAGGAUGCUUAUGAAGAUUAUCGUGAUGAUCGUAAGCAACAACAACAAUAUGGAAGUUCUGGAAGACGUGACGACCAUUACGACCACCAUAAUGACAAUUACAGACGUGAUGAUGAUCGUCGUUACUAAAUGGGGAAGAUGAUUUGACAACUCUGUCAACCCUGUCAAUUUCUUAGCUAGGUAUUAGUAACUAUAUAAUCUCGUAUGACAAAUAUCACUUGAUUUCUUAUGUAAGUACAUUAAAUUUAAGAUACUCAUCACAGUUUUUCUCUCGGUAGUGGCUGCAAAUUCUGUUGGAAUAUGUCCAGACUAAUCUAGCAUAUUGAUAUCUCCCAAGAGUCUUAUGCUGGAAUAUUCUAACCAACAGUGCCACGGAAUGGUAGUCGAGAUUCCUUGGCAACUAUGCUACGAGAUUUUCAAAUGGGCUUACUGCUUCUAACUUCUUUUGUAGUUGCCAUCAGAAUUACUUCAGCUGGAAUUUUCCUCGUGUAAUUACAAUAAUGAUCAUCAUACAUACUU
Spathaspora passalidarum NRRL Y-27907 is the source of this 756-nucleotide messenger RNA. RefSeq lists its product as uncharacterized. Bases 13 to 366 code for a protein of 117 amino acids. The record is from RefSeq and is a predicted model, not a curated record. The transcript has a single exon. Gene Ontology annotation, cellular component: outer membrane. NCBI's taxonomy places the organism in Eukaryota, Fungi, Ascomycota, Pichiomycetes, Serinales, Debaryomycetaceae.